GACCACAUCAUUUUUGUUCCCUUUGUUGGAUAUAUCCUAAUGUCAAAUGUGGCAUAUCUUUGUUGUCUCCUCCUGUCUCCCAACUAGAGGGAACGCACUUACGGCUCCUGUCGAGGACAGGUUCGGUUGUCGGUGUGAUUGGCUUCCAGGGAACCUGAUACAAGGAGCAACUGUGCCUUUGUUUGAGGAGCUGUGCUGGGUGCUGAUAUUGACACAGACCAUGCUGCUCCUGCUGCCGAUACUGAACCUGAGCUUACAACUUCAUCCUGUAGCAGCUUUAUUCACCGUGACAGCUCCUAAAGAAGUGUACACCGUAGACGUCGGCAGCAGUGUGAGCCUGGAGUGCUAUUUUGACCGCAGAGAAUGCACUGAACUGGAAGGGAUAAGAGCCAGUUUGCAGAAGGUAGAAAAUGAUACGUCUCUGCAAAGUGAAAGAGCCACCCUGCUGGAGGAGCAGCUGCCCCUGGGAAAGGCUUUGUUCCACAUCCCUAGUGUCCAAGUGAGAGAUUCCGGACAGUACCGUUGCCUGGUCAUCUGCGGGGCCGCCUGGGACUACAAGUACCUGACGGUGAAAGUCAAAGCUUCUUACAUGAGGAUAGACACUGGGAUCCUGGAGGUUCCAGGGACAGGGGAGUUGCAGCUUACCUGCCAGGCUAGAGGUUAUCCCCUAGCAGAAGUGUCCUGGCAAAAUGUCAGUGUUCCUGCCAACACCAGCCACAUCAGGACCCCCGAAGGCCUCUACCAGGUCACCAGUGUUCUGCGCCUAAAGCCUCAGCCUAACAGAAACUUCACCUGCAUGUUCUGGAAUGCUCACACGAAGGAGCUGACUUCAGCCGUCAUUGACCCUCUGAGUUGGAUGGAACCCAAAGUCCCCAGAACGUGGCCACUUCAUGUUUUCAUCCCGGCCUGCAUCAUCGCUUUGAUCUUCCUGGCCAUAGUGAUAAUCCAGAGAAAGAGGAUCUGGGGGAAGCUGUAUUACGGAAGAAGAUCUGAACCUGCGGUCUUGGGAGUUGGAAGGAUCUGAUUGGAAAUCCUCAAGAGACUUCUGGACCCAAAGUGAGAAUCUUGCAGGACCUGCCAUUUGCACUUUUGAACCCUUUGGAUGAUGACCCAGGGCUCCGAAGAGGAGCUUGCAAGACUGACAGUCUUCCCUCUGUCUCAAGACUCUCUGAACAAGCAAGACCCCAAUGCACUUUAGACUUACCCCUGGGAUCCUGGUGAGGGCCUAAGGCUCCUAAUGACUUCCAGGGUGAGAACACAAGGAAUUGCUCCCCGCCCCACGCCCACCCCCUGCUUUCCGCAGGCAGACAUGGAAAUUCCCAGUUACUAAAAUAGAUUGUCAAUAGACUUAUUUAUAGCCCUCAUUUCCUCCGGGGACUUGGAAGCUUCAGACAGGGUUUUUCAUAAACAAAGUCAUAGCUGAUGUGUUUUACAGCAUCCUAGAAUCCUGGCAGCCUCUGAAGUUCUAAUUAACUGGAAGCAUUUUAAGCACGUGUUAAGUACCCCACUGUGGUAUUUGUUUCUACUUUUUCUGUUUUUUAUAGUGUGAGUCACAAGGUAAUUGUUGUGACCUGUGAUAUCACUGUCUCGUGUGUCUCUUCUUUCAACAACAUCUUUUAAAAC
Mus caroli (Ryukyu mouse) is the source of this 1623-nucleotide messenger RNA. It is a transcript of the gene Pdcd1lg2, whose product is annotated as programmed cell death 1 ligand 2. The record is from RefSeq and is a predicted model, not a curated record. NCBI's taxonomy places the organism in Eukaryota, Metazoa, Chordata, Mammalia, Rodentia, Muridae. Gene Ontology annotation, cellular component: external side of plasma membrane. Gene Ontology annotation, biological process: positive regulation of T cell proliferation; negative regulation of T cell proliferation; cell surface receptor signaling pathway.